AUGGCCGCCAGCGUCAAGCCUGCUCCUGCGGAUACCACCGCCAGCCAAGCUGCCCAAGCUCCGAACCUACCAGCAUCACCGACGGCAUCUGCAGCCCCGGAGACGGCCCUGAUGAUAUCACCUAUCGUGGAGGCUCCCGCGCAUCACCAGGAGAAAACUGAGGAAUCUCUACUGAGCGCAGAGGUGACUGAAAUAAUUAAAGCUGUUGAAAGCCAAGAAAACCUACUGGAAGAUAUUCAAAAUGAUAUUCAUGAGGCUGCAAGUCAUCUUCAGGAUCUUGAAAACGCACUGGGGAAUAAUUCAACUAUUGCACUUGGCAUCAGUCAGAAUCAGUCAGAAAUAGAUGACCGUGUCGUCCGGGAAAUAGUAUUACCACAUAUAGAAAAUUUCCUCAAAGCUCAUUUUAGUCCCAUAUGGAACAGUUUUAACAAAAGUCUUCAAAAUCUUAAUGGUAUGGUUAAGAACCUUUCUGAAAGUGUUGAGAUUAACAGAAGAACAUUGGAUAUAUUCUUGGAGAAUUCUGUACCAAAGAAAGACCUCUAUGAGCUAGGGACUAAAUUUGAGUCCAAAAUUCAAGAAAAUUUUGAUAAACUUGAACAACUGAAACAACAGAUAGAUAACAACUUCCAUACACAACAAACUGUGAUCCAUCAUAAUUUGACCAUGAUAAAAGCUGAUGCAGAUGUAAAGUUGAAACGGAAUCUGAAGUUUCAACAGUCACAGUAUUCCUACUUAAACUUUAGCAUUGGAGAACUUCGCAGAGGGCAAGAACAACAUCAAGAUGAUCUAUUAGAUUUGGCUCAAAAUAUCACACUACUUUGUUCCCCAAGACAUGUAGAACUAUCUUCUACUGCAAAUUACCAAGUAAAUGAAACCCUUAUAGAACAUGAGACCCAGAUUAAAUAUUUAUUGACUGAAUCAGAGGCAGCUUUUGAAAAUAUUAAUAUUCUGGAGAAAUGGUUAAAGGAACUCCGUACCGAAUUUAAACAGAAUUCAGAAAAAGUCCAGAUGCAGUUCAUGGAAAAAAGCCUCAUCGUGGAAGAAAUCAAAGAUCUAAUUCAGAGGCAGAUAAUGGAACUUAAUUAUACUGUUAACAGUAUACAAAACAGUAGUGAUGAGUUAUUUGAUAAUUGUGACUGCCACAAAAUGAAUUUGGACAUAAUUGCUCUUGAGGAAAUACAACGGAACUUCUCAAAUCAAUUUAGAGAUGUUUUAUAUGGAAUAGAAGAUGUUAAACAGAAGGAGGGAAGUUCAAAGACAUAUCUGCAGCAUUCUGUAGAAGAUUUAGCACAGGCCCUUCAGUUUAACCGUCAAUCUCUUGCUGCCCAACAAGAACAAGGACGAAAGUUAAUGCUCAUCACUUCCCAGUUGCAAACUCAAAUAAAAACCCUUACAGAAGAUGUCAGACAUAUUAGGAUGGACAAUGGUCAGAUCCACAAGCAUAUUAAACAUCUAGACAGUUCUUUCAGCUCUCUUCUUGAAGAUGCAACAAGACAUGAGAGAGUGUUGGAAGCUCUGCUUGGAGAAGAAGCUCUUGAACUUCUGUCUGAAGAUAAUCCAGAAGCUGUGUAUAUAACAGUCAUAAAAAUGCAUGAAGUGCUGAACAACACUUUGCAUGUGCUGGAAAAGCAGCUGCUCAAUACUGAUUCAUUGAGUGAACGUUUGCAAUUCUUGGAGAUGCAUUAUGGAAAUCAAAAUUCUCCUGAUUCCCCUGCCAUUUUCAAUGUUGAGCAACAUAAUGAAGGAAGAACACUUGAUAGAUCCUUACGGAGUGGCAGUUUAGAGCACAUGGAGCCAAAUCAUGAAGCAUCUAGAGAUCAUGAUGCUAAUGAAUUUGAACACAAUGAUAUUAUGAUCUUGAAAAGGGAUCUUCAGUAUCUCUAUGCCAAAGUUAACGAGCUACAGUCUUCAUUAUCUAAUUCAACACAUUCUAAAAAUGAUACAAUUAGAGAUGCUUUAAAACCAUUUAACACUUCAAUUAUUUCUAUAAAGUUGGACAUUGAAAAUUUAAGAGAGCUUUAUAAUGAACACAUCCAGUUAUUCCAUAAGGUAUUUGGAAAUUAUGAAGCAUUAAUUUCUUCAGAUGUACCUCUGGAUAUUGAAAAGCUCAAGUCAUUCAUUGAUAAAAAAAUGAAAAAAAGACAAAAAGGAUUAGAAACACAAAAUAAAAAACAAAAUAAAAAACACAGUGAAGAACACUGGCAAUCUGAUGAAACAGGAUCACCCCAUCAAGAUCCUCUUGUUGCAUUCAGUGCAAUUUUUACCACUGGUGCUGAAGGAGCAAAAAUGAUCCGAUUUAAUGAUAUUGAUCUUAAUUAUGGAGAUGCAUUUUCCUCAGAUGGCCACUUCACAGCUCCAUACACUGGAGUCUAUGCCUUUUCAAUAAGUGUGGAUUUUGGCGUUGGUAACGGACUUGGAUAUUUGGUUUUUAACGGACGACACAGUAUUUCCCUUGAAAACAGCAACACUGAGCCAGCAGAAGGAAAUUUAUUUUAA
Bufo gargarizans (Asiatic toad) is the source of this 2496-nucleotide messenger RNA. Its product is annotated as multimerin-2-like. The coding region runs from base 1 to 2496 and encodes 831 amino acids. Gene Ontology annotation, molecular function: protein binding. The transcript has 2 exons. The record is from RefSeq and is a predicted model, not a curated record. NCBI's taxonomy places the organism in Eukaryota, Metazoa, Chordata, Amphibia, Anura, Bufonidae.